CAGUAUCCAGUCGGAAGGAGACCCGAGUGAGAGUUAGCUAACUUUGUAAACACUAGUUAAUAAUGUAGGAUACGAGGGGCAGGACGUUUUGCUGAAACAUCGCACGAUUCUGCUGGUUCUCGACAUGGUAAUGCUGUGAGUGACUGCUCAGAACAUUGUGCUGGUUACCAUGUCGAUGUUCAGCACGGGAAUACUGGUCCUCACAUCCCCCCUGCACACCUUACCCUUGCGCAUUGCACCUGUCCUGAGCUCUGCUGCCCAGAUUGUAGAGCGGACGCUGUAUGUGCACUUCCACCCAGGCCUGAAUCUGGGCGCCUCUGGCCAAGCUCGGCCCGUCUACAUCCCCCCUGUUGUUGAUCUCUCCAGCCUCAUCUCCCACCUGUACAGCGACGCUGCCGAUGUCUGUGGCCAUCUCGACGUCCGGGUGCUGCUGACUAACAUGCGAGCGCAACCCAGCGUGGCUAGUCUGGGUUCGAAUGGAGGGGCUAACCCCUUCCCCUCCCCACAGUCCCUUUCCCAUUUCCCAGAGGUGGUGCUGACAGACUAUGCCCUGCAGGACCCCGGUCAGUCAUCACUGGUGGCUCAGUGCCUGCAGAAAUACACUGGCCACUGCUAUGUGUGUAACCCUGGCCUCAGGUCCGUGCUGCUGCAUCCACAGCUGCAGGUCCUGGAGAGAAGUGAGGAAAAGGAGGAAGAGGAGAAGAGUAAGGCCCAGUUGGAGACGUUCAGUGAUGUGGUGGUCGGAGGAACAUUCGACCGCCUCCACGGUGCCCACAAGACCCUGUUGAACAUCUCCUGUCUCCUCGCCAACAGGCGCUUCCUCAUUGGGGUGUCAGAUAAAGAGCUACUUAAGAAUAAGGUGUUAAAAGAGUUGAUCGAGCCGUACCCUCAGCGCGUGCAGAGGCUGGAGGAGUUCUUGGGAGACGUGAAGCCCUCGCUGCAGUAUGAGAUUGUGCCGCUCUUCGACCCUUUUGGCCCUUCCAUCACGGACCCCCAGCUGCAAUGCAUUGUGGUCAGCGAGGAGACGAAGAGAGGGGGCGAGGCCGUGAACAAAAGGCGUUUGGAAAAUGGCCUCCCAGAGCUGGUGCUGUAUGAGAUCCAGCUGAUUAAGGAUGCCCACCACACGGAGAUCGAGGAGGAGAAGAUCAGCUCCUCAAGUCUGCGCUCCCGCCUGCUGGGCACCUUGCUCAUCCCACCCAAGCCUCGAUCGGACCUCCCACUCGCUCCAUACGUGAUUGGGCUGACGGGGGGCAGUGGUAGUGGGAAGAGUUCCAUCGCCCGUCGCCUAGAGGCUCUGGGUGCUGCACGCAUCGACAGCGACCAGCUAGGCCACGAGACGUACCUGCCUGGGGCCACCGCCUACCACAGGGUGGUGGAGGAGUUUGGAGCAGAUAUACUGAAUGAGGAUAAGACCAUAAACAGACGGGUGUUGGGCCGGAAGGUGUUUGGGAAUGAGGAAAGGUUGAAAGCUUUGACUGAUAUUGUGUGGCCAGAAAUUGCACUGCUGGUUAAAAAACGUAUACAACAGGCUAAAGAAGAAGGCCAACCCGUGUGUGUAGUGGAUGCAGCAGUGCUGCUGGAGGCGGGCUGGGAGAGUCUGGUGCAUGAAGUGUGGGUCGCCACCAUUCCAGAGGAAGAGGCGGUCCGGCGUAUUGUGGAGCGGGACGGGGUGAGCGAGGAGGACGCCGUGCGGCGGCUGCGGUCUCAGUGGCCCAGCGCUAAGCAGAUUCAGCAUGCCAAUGUGGUGCUGUGCACCCUAUGGGAGCCGGACCAGACCCAGAAACAGGUACAGAAAGCUUGGGACCUGCUGCGGCAACGAAUCAAACAGAGACUGCAGGAGACAGGCUUGCCCUCAUAAGAAAGGGAGGAUGAUGGGACACAUGUCCAAAUACUGGACAACCCCCCACCCCCCACACAGUCAGUCAAGAAACACUGGUGGAUUCCAAAAGUGUGUGUUUGGACUUUGUGAAAGGAACACUUGUUUUUAACCCCAGCCAAAUAUCCAAUAACAUUUGAAUUAGCCUUUAAUAGAUGCACAAAGGAAGGAGCCCUGGUGAAUCCAGUGAGAACCUCACCCGAAGCAUACAUCAUCUUGAAACCGCUACCAAGGAUGAGGACUCACCUACUUCUAAACAAACCACGUCAGUGCACACAGAAUGCAGUGUUUAGAAUUCUGACCCUCAUGGCUUUUUUCCAGACAAAUACAUUUUUGCCUAAUUUUAAAAUAUGUAAUAGAUGUUUAUUUUAAGUGUGUAUUCCACAGGCUGGCCCAUAGAAGUCCUUGCUACCAAGGUCAAAUCUCUACACUAAAACACUAGAUUUUCCUCAUAUAGCAUACUAAAGACUAUGGACAAUAUUCCAACAACCCAUAAAACAAGAUGGAUCAUAAUUGCGCUGGGAUGUGCUGGAUUUUAAUUGAAAACAGACUUGACAUCUCACCUGUUCUCACAUCCGUUCGCAAAAGCGGUUCCCAAAAGGUUUAGAAACCCACUAGUCCAUGGCUGGGAAACCAGCACUGCCUCUUCUCGCUAUGCCUACAGCUUUUCAAGUGACUCACUUAAUCAGAGUCAGUUUCAUGUUCAGUAUCUCUGUUUUUAAAUACAAUGCCUGGAAGGAGAUAAAAUAGAAUUACAAAAAGUGCUCGAUGUACUCAGGAUAUGGUACAGCAGUGCCCUUGUUUUUCAGAAGGUUUGUGACACUGAAUUUCUGUUAUUGUCAGAGUGAAUAGGUGUACACACAUAAAGGUGAUCGGUUAUGCAACAUUAGCAAGAUACGUCUUAAAAAAAGACCCACAUGGACUUGGUUUCUCCAUAUCAGAAUGCUGUUACUCCGAACAGGAACCGCAUAUAUUAAUGUGCCUACUGUGGACUCGCUGACGAGGCUUGAGAACUUGGUCAGCCAUUUCCAUCUUCGUAGAAGUCGGGCAUCAUGUAGAUAAAGUGAAGCCCGGACAGAAAUACUGUUUUUCAGAAGGUAGUCUGGCUUAGUCCUAGCUCUAUUUUUUUUAAAUGGUUCACUGUGACAAGGCUGGAGAGAUUUCCAGAUGACCAAUGUCAGUUUUUAUUUCAUAUUUUAUUAAGCUUUCAAGUUUUUCAGAGAGAUUAAUGCAUACUAGUUGAACAAAGAUGAUUUGGAAGAAUGGUACCUAGUUGAUUACUUGUGUUAUGAAGUAAAACAGCAACAUUAAAAUGUAUUAAAUGUC
Molecule: messenger RNA, 3202 nt
Organism: Clupea harengus (Atlantic herring)
Lineage: Eukaryota; Metazoa; Chordata; Actinopteri; Clupeiformes; Clupeidae
Gene: coasy
Product: Coenzyme A synthase
Biological process (GO): coenzyme A biosynthetic process
Molecular function (GO): ATP binding; dephospho-CoA kinase activity
Source: RefSeq, a predicted model, not a curated record